AACCUCUAAUAUUUAAUAGUACAUACGUACGUGGAGUCGCACCGGCCGGACCGUCCGCACUGCAGCUGGCAGCAGCCGGAACUUGGCCGGAACUAACGCUUGGAUCAUCGACCGCACCAUGCACAUUGCAGAGUACUAUAUCACAUUUACUCGUGGCGCCCGAGACCUGGCAGAACAUUUUCCAAAACCACGUAGAUCCGUUAUCUCUGGGCACCGCGUGAACAAAUAUUGUCUGUGGCUUGAGGCUGAUUCCGAUGGAAUCUCACGAUGUCAACGAUGAUCUCGUGCAGGUCAUAGUCAUAGUCAGCACAAGGAGAUAACAGCGUGUCGUUAACCUCAAACUGUCUUUUGUUACCUAUGGCAUCUCAUUCCACCACCCUUAAUAACGGCCAGAUCAUCCCUGCCAUCGGGCUGGGAACAUGGCAAUCGAAACCCAAUGAAGUUGCCCGCGCUGUCGAACAUGCGCUGAAGGCAGGCUACAGACACAUCGACUGUGCUUGGGCGUACGGGAACGAAAAGGAAGUCGGAGAGGGCCUGCGUGCAUCGGGCGUUCCGCGGGAGGAAGUGUUUAUCACCAGCAAGCUUUGGGGCACAUACCAUAAACGUGUUGAGCAAUGCCUUGACCAGACACUUGCAAACUUGGGAACAACAUAUCUUGAUCUUUACCUUGUGCACUGGCCUAUCGCGAUGAACCCGAACGGAAGUCACCCUGUAAUGCCGAUGCGCCCGAACGGAAAUCGUGACAUUGAUGAAUCCUGGGACAUCAGGGAUACAUGGAAGGGUAUGGAGGCCAUGGUAAAGAAGGGUAAAGUCAAGGCAAUCGGCGCAUCAAACUUCUCCCAGACGGUACUCGAGAAGAUUUUACCCACAGCUGAGAUCAUACCGGCUGUCAAUCAGCUUGAAAUUCAUCUGUACAAUCCGCAGCUCGAACUUCUUGAUUACUUGAAGUCGAAGAAGAUUGUUCCACAGGCGUACUCGCCCCUUGGUUCAACCAAUUCUCCACUGUUGACCGAUGAGUCUGCCACAGAGAUCGCAAAGAAGCAUGGCCUCAAGAGCACGUCCGAUGUCCUUCUAGGCUACCUGUUGGCGAAGGAUAUCAUUGUCCUUCCCAAAUCAGUGACACCAUCCCGUAUCGAGUCUAACUUGACCGGUGCGCUAGAGGCAUACAGUGUGCUGACACCAGAGGACAUCAAAGUCCUUGACGGUGUAGCUGCGGGUGGCAAGCAGAAGCGUUUCAUCAUGCCUCCCUGGGGUAUUGACCUCGGCUUCGAUAAUUGGCCCACUGCAACAAAGUGAGCAAUAGGCGCAGUCAUUCAUUGAUGUAUAUGAUUGAGUAAAUUGGAGUGCACGACUGUAACAUCUAAGGCAGACAUGAAACCAUCUGCAUCAGUAGAGCUGCAUGUAUUUCAUGAAUGCAUUUUCACACCGUUGAUUGGCUGAUGAUCUGGUGAACACAUGAAACAUAUGCAAUGUGACCGUACAAUGAAAUGACACGAAUCAGGAGUGAGCAAGUGCC
Messenger RNA from Suillus discolor, 1516 nucleotides. Its product is annotated as Aldo keto reductase. The coding region runs from base 358 to 1296 and encodes 312 amino acids. Gene Ontology annotation, cellular component: cytosol. Lineage: Eukaryota; Fungi; Basidiomycota; Agaricomycetes; Boletales; Suillaceae. The transcript is spliced from 8 exons. The record is from RefSeq and is a predicted model, not a curated record. Gene Ontology annotation, molecular function: aldose reductase (NADPH) activity.